AGCUACCGUUUCACCGCUGUCAUUCCGUCUGCGAUCACGUUUACCUAGGCGAGGACUUUUGCCCCAACUUUCGGAAUAAAAUAUUCUGGAAAAAUAGGAUAUUAACGUUCGUUUCAGUGCAGUAUCGACUCAUUCCCUUCCAAUAUGCAACCGCAAAUCAUUCUGCUGAAGGAGGGCACCGAUACCUCGCAGGGCAAGCCUCAGCUAGUGUCGAACAUCAAUGCCUGCCAGUCGAUUGUCGAUGCGGUGCGGACGACACUCGGCCCCCGCGGUAUGGACAAGCUGAUCGUGGACAGCAAGGGUAAGGCCACGAUUUCCAACGACGGAGCGACAAUCAUGAAGCUGCUGGACAUCGUGCACCCGGCGGCCAAGACGCUCGUCGACAUUGCCAAAUCGCAGGACGCGGAGGUGGGCGACGGUACCACGAGUGUGGUGCUGCUGGCCGGCGAGUUCCUGAAGCAGCUGAAGCCGUUCGUGGAGGAGGGCGUGCAUCCGCGCAUCAUCAUCAAAGCGGUACGCAAAGCGCUGAACCUGUGCGUGGCGCAAAUCAACGAGCUGGCGUUCAAGAUCGAAAAGCACGACACCGAGAAGCACCGGGCGCUGCUGGAGAAGUGCGCCGCGACCGCGCUCAACUCGAAGCUCAUCCACCAGCAGAAGGAGUUCUUCUCGAAGAUGGUGGUCGACUCGGUCACGACGCUGGACGUGCUGCUGCCGCUGAACAUGAUCGGCAUCAAGAAGGUGACGGGCGGUGCGCUCGAGGACUCGAUGCUGGUGGAGGGUGUCGCCUUCAAGAAGACGUUCGCGUACGCCGGGUUCGAGAUGCAGCCCAAGAGCUACGACAACGUGAAGAUCGCGCUGCUCAACAUCGAGCUGGAGCUGAAGGCGGAGCGGGACAAUGCGGAGGUGCGCGUGGACAAUGUGGCCGAGUACCAGAAGGUGGUGGACGCCGAGUGGCAGAUACUGUACGACAAGCUGGCCAAAAUCCACCAGUCCGGUGCGCAGGUCGUGCUGUCCAAGCUGCCGAUCGGCGACGUGGCGACACAGUACUUCGCCGACCGGGACAUGUUCUGUGCCGGGCGCGUACCGGAGGAGGACCUGAAGCGCACGCUCAAGGCGUGCGGUGGCGCCGUCAUGACGACGGUACAGGACAUCAGCGACAAGGUGCUGGGCACGUGCGCACACUUCGAGGAGCGCCAGAUCGGUAGCGAGCGGUUCAACCUGUUCCAGGGCUGCCCGAACGCGAAAACGUGCACGAUCAUACUGCGCGGCGGUGCGGAACAGUUUCUGGAAGAGACGGAACGUUCGCUGCACGAUGCAAUCAUGAUUGUGCGGCGCACGAUUCGCAACGAUUCCGUUGUGGCCGGCGGUGGUGCAAUUGAGAUGGAGCUGUCGAAAAUGCUACGCAACUAUUCGCGCACAAUUGCCGGCAAGGAGCAGCUGCUGAUCGGCGCCAUGGCCAAGGCGCUGGAAAUCAUCCCCCGUCAGCUGUGCGACAAUGCGGGUUUCGAUGCAACCAACAUUCUCAACAAACUGCGCCAGAAACACGCACAAGGUUGCCAAUGGUACGGUGUGGACAUUAUGAAGGAACACAUUGCCGACAACUUCGAGGCGUUCGUGUGGGAACCGUCGGUCAUCAAGAUCAACGCACUGACGGCUGCCUGUGAGGCCACGUGCAUGAUCCUGUCCGUGGACGAAACGAUCAAAAGCCCCAAAUCGGGCGCCGGUGAAGCACCGCAGCCACCGAUGGGCCGCGGUAUGGGACGUCCGUUCUAAGCCGGGUUCAUCGGCCUUACUUACUACCGUUUUUCUUUUUAGUUUUUGCGUACGCUUUACACUGUCAUUUCUCAUCUUUCUCAACCAAAUAACCAAAUCGUCUCUUCUCACUGUCGUGCUCUAACACCCCUCCCUUUCCAUCACACCCAAGGCACACACACACACACCUCAUACACACAUUCGGUUUCGCGAUUUUCGAAGCACACGCGCAUUAUUUUGGCGUAACAUUAAGUUCACCCGUAACUAAUACAAUGAAGCAGGAGCGAGAGAUAGAGAGAGAGAGCGAGGGGAGAUCCGGAACCGGAAACAAAAUGCCUUUUUCUUACUGCAUCGCUCUCAUGAAAUGAAUAAAUUACGAGCGAGAUAAUCGAUCCAUUCAAA
This is a messenger RNA of Anopheles merus, 2154 nucleotides long. It is a transcript of the gene CCT7, whose product is annotated as T-complex protein 1 subunit eta. The record is from RefSeq and is a predicted model, not a curated record. Bases 145 to 1773 code for a protein of 542 amino acids. Gene Ontology annotation, biological process: protein folding. NCBI's taxonomy places the organism in Eukaryota, Metazoa, Arthropoda, Insecta, Diptera, Culicidae. Gene Ontology annotation, cellular component: chaperonin-containing T-complex. Gene Ontology annotation, molecular function: ATP hydrolysis activity; ATP-dependent protein folding chaperone; ATP binding. The transcript is spliced from 4 exons.